Drosophila sulfurigaster albostrigata is the source of this 995-nucleotide messenger RNA. RefSeq lists its product as uncharacterized. The transcript has a single exon. The record is from RefSeq and is a predicted model, not a curated record. NCBI's taxonomy places the organism in Eukaryota, Metazoa, Arthropoda, Insecta, Diptera, Drosophilidae. The coding region runs from base 145 to 555 and encodes 136 amino acids.
AACUAGCCUUGACUUACUCAAUCUACAACUUUGACUUUCGGCACAUUCUUUACCCAAAUUUGUCGACUCUUAUUGAUAUCAGUUGUGGUUGUUGUGGCCUUGAGAGUCUUUUAGUAUAUCUUGACAACAACUUUAACUAAUAUUAUGCUGUUUUAUCUGGUGAUUUCGCUGGUGCUGGGUGAAUUGUUGCGUCCAGCCAUGAGUCAAGUGAACUGCGUCGAGAUGACGACUCAACUAGUGCCUCACAAGAACUGUGGCAAGUUCAGUGCGAAUGGAUGUUGUGCCAAAGGCUGUGUGCGGAAUGCUCGUGGCCGUUGUGUUGUCGAGGAUUGCAUUGGCAGCUGGACCGGAUGGCUGCGGCGACCUGUGACGAUGUCCUGUUACUUUCAUUGGUUUCUGCUCAUCUUUGCCGCCUUCAUAAUUGUGCUAAUGCUAACGCUGAUCACCUGCAAUGUGGCAUACGAGUUGCGCAAAUGGCUGCGGAAGCGGCAACAAGCAUCGACGCGAUACUUGCACCUCAGUCGCAGUAGCUGCCAGAGUAGCAGUGUUGUCUGAUGAGUAGAGUUAAUGGGGAAGUGGAGAAGGAUCUCGAAAUUAAAUGUGAAGAGAGAGGGACACAAAGAAAAUCAUGUUGUUCCUUUGGCUGCUGUGUGUUAAUGCACAUGCGUGUGGCAUAAAAACUGUGCGGGAUUUGGCAUAAUCUACAAUACAUUAGCGGUAGCUUUGCUCUGGCUUUCAAUUCAAUUCGUUGGGUAUCUGUACGAAAUCCAUGUAAAUUACGAUUUGGCACCUUGCUUGCCGCUGCCUGCUGCUGUUGUUGCUGCUGCUCGACGACGUCGUCGAGCGAUGCCAAAGUCUCAGAAUCCCAUUACAUAGUAGUUAAAACCUGAUUAGGAAAUACUUGCGGCUGCUUUCAGCUUGCCACACACCCAACACACACACACACACAUGAGAGCUUGGUUAAAAAGAAAUAACAAUAAAUGGGACAUGUGAAA